CAUUGUGCUUUCUGAAGUUGCAAUGAAGUUGACAGUGGUUUUUCUAUUACUCCACUUAGCGCACUACAUUUCGUGCGAGAAAGCCUAUGUGGUUUCAAAUGAGCAACUGGAGGCCUUUGAGGGCGAUUCCGAAUCGCUGGUCUCAUUUGAAACCCUGCGGACAAUCGGGGAGGAACGUGCCCUCAAUGGCUCCUUUGUCUUCAAAGGGGAAAUGAACAACGAUGAUUUUAAGGUGUCAGUGGAACUUUACUCCAGUCCCCAAAUGGAUGGCGAUUAUAAGCGCAUAGUGUUCGAUGUGCCACCGACAAACAUUUGCGAUUGCUUCAAGAAGUUCUAUGUGCAGUUUGUGCAGCCUUCUGUUCAGCAAGGAGACGUUACCAAUUUCCCACUUGUCGAUGAAGACAGCUGUCCCAUUCCGCAAGGAGACUUCUUUAUCAAGACCUUGAUUUUCAACACCGAAGAUUGGCCAGAUCAAGUGCCUCGAGGUCUGGUCAAAGCUAUAAUUACAUUUUGGAAAGCUGGGGAAAAUGUAGGUGGACUAAUUGUGGUUGUAAGGAUUGAGGAUCGUCAGAGUUAAGGAUGGACAAUUUUCACAAGUUUUUAUCUGAAAUAUAUAUGUUAUAUCAUUUAUUUAAGUAGCAAUAAAGGUCUUUGAAAGCGAGCAAAA
Drosophila innubila is the source of this 667-nucleotide messenger RNA. RefSeq lists its product as uncharacterized. The coding region runs from base 23 to 577 and encodes 184 amino acids. The transcript has 2 exons. The record is from RefSeq and is a predicted model, not a curated record. Lineage: Eukaryota; Metazoa; Arthropoda; Insecta; Diptera; Drosophilidae.